AUGUGGAUGGCCUUGGGAGAAAUGUUGGCUCAGAUGGUAGGCCGUUUGCCUGAGUUCGAUGAGGACCCGGUUCAAGAGUUGACGAAGAGUGCUGAUGCGCUGUUGGUCCGCUUUAAAUACGAGAAUGACAGGCAAUGCGCUCGAACUUUGAUCUUGUUCAGAGCGAUCUCCAACUUGAUCCGAGUGGCUCUGGAGACAAGUAUAAACGCGUGUGAUGCCGCUGUUGAUGAGGCCAACACUAAGCUGGUCGGAGAUGCGGUGCUGCAGGAUUGGGCCAAGGGUGUCAUGGCUGAGACCACCGACUCCUUUACUAAAAGAUGCACCAGAGAGUAUCCCUGGAUUGCCUCCCAGUCUGAGUUCCGUUCGAAUAAGGCAUUGUUGAUACAGGAGGUUAAGGAUCGUAUUGAUACCUGUACAUCGAAACAUGCAGUCCGACUCGCUGAGCAUUUGAGGCAAGAGGUUGAGAUGCUGAUGGGGGGGUAUAGAGCUGAGAAGAGGAAGCUUGAGAUGACCGCAUUGCCGGCUGAUGAGGCUGUUCUUAGACGGGACCACACUGCUAUCACUCAGGAUGUGUUGGACCGGUUCGACAGCGAUGAGGAAGCGGUCGCCGAUUCGGCUGCAUAUAAGGACUUCCGCUCGCAGCUGGACCAUAGUAUGGGGGCGGAGUGGGACAGACUACGCAAGAAGAAUAUCGAGCUGUGGAAGGUCUACUCCGAUGAUGCUACUGCAUGUGCUCUUGAGAUGAACCGGAAAUACGUGAAGGAGUCCUGUCCCCAAGGGUGGAUGUGUUUGUUCAAGCUGUGGCCGAGUUCUCAUGCUGGGCGUGUUAAGGCUAAUCUGGACGAGUGUUUCGAGACCAAGUCGAGUGUGAAGAUGCCGAUCUCGAUGCGUCAGGCGGUAUUUGAUAGCUGGUAUGAGAAGGAGUUGGGCAAAGAGGCCGCUGAGGUGAGACAGAAUCUGAUGGUAUUCCUCUUCACGCUGACUCUGCCUGUGGUUUGGAUAAGUUGGUUGACGACCCGAUCCCGAAAAAUAUUAUGAUGAUGAUUGUUAGUUGUAGUAGAAUAAUGUUGCCAAUGAAAUGCCGAGGUGUCUACUACUAUAUUCGCGAGUAACAAUAUGAAUCAUUCACUGUGUGCAUCUCUCUCACGCGGAGUUUCA
Molecule: messenger RNA, 1158 nt
Organism: Perkinsus marinus ATCC 50983
Lineage: Eukaryota; Perkinsozoa; Perkinsida; Perkinsidae
Exons: 8
Coding region: 1-1038 (345 amino acids)
Source: RefSeq, a predicted model, not a curated record